Molecule: messenger RNA, 1317 nt
Organism: Aphidius gifuensis
Lineage: Eukaryota; Metazoa; Arthropoda; Insecta; Hymenoptera; Braconidae
Product: chymotrypsin-2-like
Exons: 5
Coding region: 52-834 (260 amino acids)
Biological process (GO): proteolysis
Molecular function (GO): serine-type endopeptidase activity
Source: RefSeq, a predicted model, not a curated record
CGAAUUAGUAUGCGCAUUUGCACGUAUAAAAGAUAAACUCUUUAUAAGCUGAUGUUACAGAAUAUAUAUUGUAGCAUCAUGUUGAGUACAAUUAUCAUUGCUUUUGGAGUAAUUGAAACAUUUGUUGGAGGUCAUGCUUUAUUUCAAACGAGAAUUUUGGGUGGUGAAAAUGCAUCAGAUGGUGAAUUCCCUUAUAUGGUAUCAUUGAGAAGAGAUGGUUUACAUUUUUGCGGAGGUGCAAUUAUCAGCCCCAGGCAUAUCCUUACCGCAGCUCAUUGUUUUGUUGGGAAAGCUGAUCCACCAUACAUAACGAAUUUAACCGUCGUGUCUGGUGCGGUAAAGAAGCGAUAUCAUGGUCAAUCUCACAAUGUCUUGAAAGUCACAGUGCACCCAAAUUUCACAAGAGGUUUUGAAGCCCGAUGGCGUGAUGAUAUCGCUGUUCUGACUGUAUCACAAAAAAUUGUUGUCAACAACCGACAAUCGUCAAUUCCAUUGCCAACACAAGACACCCCUGGCGAUGUCACAGCUGUUUUGACUGGAUGGGGACAGCUCUCAUCUACUGAUUUUAUCGAACCAGACGUUCUUCAAAAACGCCAUGUCAGAAUUCUCAAAAAUAAAGAUUGUAAUGACAAAAAUUCUAGAAUGUUAGACAGUCAAAUUUGUGGUUAUGAUGGAGAAGGAACUGGUUUUUGUAAUGGAGAUAGUGGAAGUCCUUUGGUGUACAACGAUGAAGUAGUUGGAAUCGUAUCUUUUUCUGUUCUCUGUGGACUUGGAUAUCCAGAUUUAUACACAAGAGUUUAUCAUUACCUCGAUUUCAUUAGAAGUGCAAUGUAAAUAGAAUAUUAUGCACUGUGAAAAUUGUAGGAUAACUAUGAAAAAGAGUCUUUAAUAGUAAACAACUGAUGGUAUUAAGUAAAAAAAAAAAUCUCGCUUCAAAAAAAAUUUUAUCAUUUUAUUCGGGUCACUUUCUGGUUCGAACGAUACAGCAAAUGUAACAACAGAUAAAUCAUCAAAAGUGAACACCAUAAUAAUUAUAAAAAAUUAACAAGUUUUUGUUUCAACUGACAGGGGCUUCGAUAAAAAAACUUCUAAAAAUAUGCCUUUUAAAGUUUAUAAAUGUUUACAUUGGAUGUUUUUUAUCAUUCAAAACAAGUAAAUUAUCAUGUUUCGUUUUUAUUAUAAAUAAACUAUUGUAUGUUGACGAACCUAAGCUCCUUUUUUUCUUAUUGUACAGUUUGUGUGCAGUGUUCAUUAAAAAUGAAUUUGAAAAAAAAGAAAAUAAUUAACAAAGAAAAUAAAUGAACAGUAAAAAAAAAA